AUGCGUGUGUACGACCCGUUAGGCUUAUUAGCUCCAAUAGUUGUUAAGGGUCGAAUUUUAUUUCAACAAACGUGGAGGUCUAAUGUCGACUGGGACACCGAGUUCCAACCCACGGAAGCAUUAAGAUGGUCUGAUUGGUUUCAGGAGUUGUCAAAAGUAACUUCUUUGGAAAUUCCGCGUUGGUAUUCUAACUCUAAAAACUCUGAACCAACUCAGAGGGAGUUACACGUUUUUGCUGAUGCAAGUGAGCUCGCGUACGCAUGUGUCGCUUAUUGGCGCCUUUUAUACUCAGACGGCAGCAUCGAGCUUUCUCUCAUCUCUAGUAAGGCAAGAGUUACACCCUUGAAACCUAUCUCUAUCCCACGUUUAGAGCUCCAGGCCGCUUUAAUAGCUUCUCGUCUCGCGGUCACCAUUAAGGACAGUCAUAGAAAACAACCGGCACAUACUUUCUUUUGGACCGAUUCUAUGACAGUCCUUCAGUGGUUACGUAAUGACGCGCGCUCUUUUAAGCCUUUUGUUGCCCAUCGUUUAGGCGAAAUUAUUGAAAACUCUUGCGUCAGAGACUGGCGAUGGGUACCAACGGAAUUGAAUGUUGCCGACGACGCUACCAGAAUGCGAUCAAUUAACCUCGACAUGUCCCACAGAUGGUUUCGCGGUCCAUCUUUUCUUUUUAAAUCCGUUGAGGACUGGCCUACAGAGCCAAGGUUUGCCUCACCAAACACCGAUGAACUUAAGACCAAUAGUUAUGAGUUGGUCGGACUAACUUCCUUUGUCGAAGAGUUACCGACUCCGGUCACAGCCAUUUUUGCUAAUUUUAGUAAUUGGCAGCGCUUAUUACGUGCCACAGCCCGGGUACUUCAAGCUGCGGCAAAGUUUGGUGUAAUUUUGGCUUCCAUUAGAAAUUCUAAAUUGAAAGGCGAAAUAGUUUGUGCCCGCCAUCCUUCAACGUCCAUUACUCUACCACCUCUUAGUGCGGAUUUAAUAAAGGCCGCUGAAAGGCAAAUUAUGCAACGAACACAGGUCGAGAGCUUUUCUAUAGAAUUUCUUCAUAUCCUGAACUCGAAGCCUAUUCCUCCGAACAGUCGUCUCAGAAAACUGUCACCGGCUUUGGGAGAGGACAAAUUACUGCGGUUAGCCGGAAGAAUUAAAGCCGCAGAAGGCAUUGACCCUGACACACGCUUCCCCAUCCUUCUUGACGGUCGUCACCCAAUUGUACGUUUAUUGGUACAAUUUUAUCAUCGAAAAGCGGGUCACGCAAAUUAUGAACUAGUCGUGAACGAAUUAAGACAAAAAUUCUGGUUGUUAAGGCUGAGGAACACAGUGAGAACAGUAGCAAAAGAGUGUCCACUCUGCAGAAUUAGAAAGUCCUUGCCGGUGAACCCGAAAACAGGAGAUCUGUCACCUGAAAGAUUAGCUCACCAUCGACGGCCCUUUACUUUUACGGGUCUGGACUACUUCGGCCCCGUAAGCGUGACUAUCGGGCGCAGGCAUGAAAAACGUUAUGUGGCCCUUUUCACCUGUUUAACUGUCAGAGCCCUUCACCUAGAAAUGGUACAUAGUCUAUCGACUGACUCUGCUAUCAUGGCUAUUAGAAGAUUCAUUGCAAGACGGGGCUGUCCAAACAUUAUUUUCUCGGACAACGGAACCUGCUUUGUUGGUGCCAAUCGCAUUCUCAGAGGUUUCUACGGAGAAAAUGUCGAAGAUUUCACAAGCACUCAAGGAAUACUCUGGAAGUUCAUCCCACCUGCGGCACCUAAUUUCGGAGGAUGUUGGGAGCGCUUGGUGCGAUCAGUAAAGGUAGCUCUGAACGCAACAUUAACCGAACGAGCUCCAAAAGAAGAAACCUUGAGCGUCUUACUAGCCGAGGCAGAAGCCAUUGUCAAUUCACGUCCAUUAACUCAUGUAUCUACAGAUCCUGACGACCCGACAACACUCACACCAUUUCAUUUCUUAAUCGGUUCUUCGUCCGUGCAGACCUUACCUACUGCCUUGAACGAUCACGAUUUGGUCAGCCGUUCCGAAUGGAGGAAAGCAUUGAGGCUAGCGGAUCAUUUUUGGUCGCGUUGGAUGCGCGAGGUUCUCCCGACCCUACAACCACGUGAGCAGUCAAGAGGCAACCGCAGUUCAACAGCUUUUCAAGAGGGUGACGUAGUAAUUAUUGCUGACUUUAACUUGCCCCGCGGAAUAUGGCCACGAGGACGUGUUGCGAAAGUGUACCCUGGGAAAGAUGGCGUGAUAAGGGUAGUGGACGUUGCAACAGCAGGGGGAAUGCUACGCCGACCCGUACGAAAGCUGGUUAGGCUCUCCACCUAA
Molecule: messenger RNA, 2313 nt
Organism: Bombyx mori (domestic silkworm)
Lineage: Eukaryota; Metazoa; Arthropoda; Insecta; Lepidoptera; Bombycidae
Exons: 1
Coding region: 1-2313 (770 amino acids)
Biological process (GO): DNA integration
Molecular function (GO): nucleic acid binding
Source: RefSeq, a predicted model, not a curated record